AUGACGAACGAGCCUGGGACUCCCAACCGAAGAAGAGCUAUUCGGAAGGUCAAUUACAAUGAGAAAGACGCAGAUGAGGACGUGGUGCGAAGGAUUCAACUGAUGGAAAAGAAUAGAGAAGCUAGCUCUGCGUCUGCUGCAAGCAAAAUGAAAGUACCAAAGACAAAGUAUCAAGAGUAUUUGAAUGACAAGAGCACCGCCUGGAACUUUAUACCGUCACUCCCGGCCACUUUCAGAAAGCACAGCCGUUUUUCAAACGUUUUGGAACUGGAAAAUGCUGUGAUAGAUGUGAAGAGCGAUAUUUUAAGCAAUGGAGCUUCAGUGCUUUUUAAGCGUGACGAUCAUAUCUACAUGGUUUCCGAACCGCCUGGGGAGCCAUACUAUAUUGGUAGAGUUGUGCAGUUUGAACCAAAGGCAGAAUUCAGUCAUCUCAUCGAAGAAGGCAAGAAAUAUACUAGUACAUUUCCUGCCAGGUAUUUCCAAGCAAAAAUGAAUUGGUACUACAGGCCUCGAGACGUUCAAGAAAAGGCGCUGAAUGUCAGCCCCAGACUUCUCUAUGCCUCAUUACACAUGGAUUUGUGUCCACUACAUUCUUACCGCGGAAAGUGCACCGUCCUGCAUAGAUCCACCUUAGAAGCCCCAAAAGAAGCGGAACUCGAGGGUCUCACGAAACCCAACACUUUUUACUACGAACAGCUUUUCGAUAGGUAUACGCUGCAGUACUACGAUGUUUGGGAUACUAGGAGACAGCUUCUGCCUCUGGCACCAUCUUCAAUGUAUUUAUCGACCGUCGCCAAACUCUAUCCUUUUGUUUUUGUUGAAGAACAGUUUCCUCUCGAACAAGUCAUCCAAAAGUAUGUACUUGGUAGGAAACCGCCAGAUGAGCAAACUUGGGAUCUCAAAUGUGCUGAAUGUGGGGAUUGGUGCGAAAAGAAUCAAUGUCUUAGAUGCGACGAGUGUCACAUCACUGUACAUUUAUACUGUUUGGAUCCACCACUGGAGCGAAAACCUGCUAAAGGUGUCAUUUGGAUUUGUUCCAAAUGCAACACCAAAGUCGAUGGUCAGCACGAACAUGAUCAGUGGACGCCCAUCGAUCAGCAACUGAAAAACUUUAAUCAAUUCAUCUGCUUGACUAGACUUAAAGAAAACCUCUGGUUCCAUUACCUGGGAUCUAAAGUUGUUGAUAACCUGAUCGACGUAUUAUCACCAGAGCUCUCCUUACCGUUUCCUAUCAAAAAACUCAGAACAGGUUCCAAAUAUCAGUGGAUUGGCUGUGAAAACGAUCAAUGGGAGCCAAAGCCCUACGAAGGCAAAGCAGGCGAACGAGGAGAAGAUGACGAGAAACUUGUUUUAUGGAAAAGCGAUACCAGUAAAUUGUCCGAACUCAAGCUGGAUGAUUACAUUGAGGAGUGUCAGAAAAGGUUUCCGCAAGUACUCGAUAUAGUUCCUCAAACCUGUAACUUUUGGGACAUGAUACUAAACAUUCUAAUGAUCAACGAUUACAAUCCCUCCGUCGCAUUGAAGAAAUGCUCGAGAAAAAUUACAAGAGAGACCCUUCGAGAGCCCAAUUUUACUCAAGCUGAGAUUGCGAAAUUUGAAGAGGGUGUCGCUAAACAUGGAAGUGAAUUGCAUUAUGUUUUCAAGCAUGUCAUAACUCAACCUAUGGCCAUGAUUGUGCGGUUCUAUUAUCAUUGGAAGAAGACGCCGAAUGGCAGAAGGAUUUGGGGUAACUUUGAAGGAAGAAAGAAGAAUAAAAACAAAAGCCUUAUGGGAUCCAAGAAAAAGACCGAAGAUAUGAACAAAACUCAGCGUAUUCGAAAACCCUCGAAGAUAUCACGAGAAAGUGAAACGGCAGUAAGUAAAGAAUGGAAGCACAUUGACGAUUCUUCCUUCGAUUCUGAGAAGAUAUCAACGCUGAAAACAUACUUCAAGUGCAUGUUCUGCGAAGUGGAUUACUCUCCGCUUUGGUUUCGCGUGACAGGCGGCUGUGACGACGAUCAUAUUAAGACAAGAAUGAUUACAGGUGUUAAUGAGAAAACGUCAACGUCUGACAAACUCCCGCGAAAGAAACACCAUGAUGAAGCAAAUCACCAUCUCGAAGCCCUCUGCAUCAGGUGCGCUCGCUUGUGGAGAAGAUAUGCAGUUAAGUGGUACAGCCCCAUGGACGUCAUCAAAAAAUUGAACGGGAAAUAUUCCUCGAGCGUGCGGGCCGCGUUAGACUUGUUACUCACUGACUCUGACGACACAACUGUGAAAGUGCAGCCUAGCCUCUUAUCCGAAAAAUGUGUGGAGUGGGAGUUAGUGCAGGAUUCGGAGCUGAUUAUAAAACAGCGCCUGAGUAUCAUCGGUGAUCCUGAGAAGUUUGCGAAAAUGAAACGCAACUGCCUUUCAGUCCAUGCGCAGCUGAACAAAGUGGUAAGACGCCUCGUUGAGAAGGAUGGCUACUCAGACGGUAGAAUGACACAACUCUUAGAAAAUCUCGUCAGAGAGUUUGCUGCAGAAGCCCGUAAAAAGGAGAGACAGGCUAAAUCAAAGGAAGAGCGAUUAUUAGCCAUGCAGAAUCGCUCUAAAAUAACAACCCAGACACCUGCAAAGAGAACUUCGGGGCCUCGCGAAGUCGGACUAGUAACAUCUGCUGAAGCGCAUACUAAGAAUGGUGCACGAAAAAUUUCAAAGGAAGCCAUUGCAGGAAAAAAUACAAAGCAAGACCUUGCUGUACCGAGUGGCGACAAAGUAGUGGACGUUUUUGUCGGUGAAAAUAGAAGAAAAAUUGGUGAAAUUAAGGUGGACGACAGUUUCGAAAAUAUACGGUUGUCUGAUGAACUCUUCUCAUAUAUUUUCAAGUCCGAGCAUCCUCCACAAAAUCUUGUUGUUCAGUCACAACCAAAAACAUCUGAUGGGAUCGAGGACUGUGAAAGCACACAUAUUAACAAAGCGAAGGGACAGAUGAAAGCUUCGGACUUCUCAGCAUUUCAAGUUACCAAUGCUUCUAAUGCGCCUAUCGUUACCGAUGGAAGCUUUCCAAAAAUAUUAGAAGCAUACCACAAGCAUAAUCCGUUCUACAAUGAGUGGUCUCAAGGCAAACUUCCUAGAAUCAACUACGAGCAUUUGCAAAAAAUGACGACGGACCCAAAUCCACUCAUCUCGAACCAUUUAGGGCGACGUGCAAAGUCUCCAUUUUCUAUCGGCAGCAAAACAGGAAGUAGUAGCACAUUAAAGAAACGCGAUUUUUGUUGCGUAUGUCAUUUGAAGUUUGCUCAAGAUAGAGACGAGGAAAUUUUAUGCCAAAAUUGUGGGCUCAAUGUUCAUUUCUUUUGUUACGGACUGGAUGCACCUAAUCGAAGCAAAGGACUCAGGCAAGAUGUUCCAUUCAAAGACUAUCAUUGGUUAUGCGACCCUUGUAGCAAUGAACUAAAUCCGAUAGCCACGGAGAAUUAUCAGUGUUGCCUAUGUAACGCACAUGAACAUGAUGAUGAUGGUGCUCGACUGUUGAAGGGCCGCUCAAUUCCAGAUGCCCUUAAAAUAACUGCUACGGAAGAAUGGUCCCACGUAAGCUGCUCGCUAUUCAAUGAGAACAUUGCAUAUAAUGCUUCGGGUAAGCUACAGUGUGUGGGAAAAAUAACAAAAACCUUAUUGAGAGGUGAUCAGCAAACUUGCUCUGUUUGUCGCAAUAAUGGUGGCGGUCUUGUAAAGUGCACUGCUUGUUCCUUAUGGUGUCAUGUUACAUGCGGUCAAGACGCACCGGGAUACACCUUCAAAUUUGAUAGAGUACAAGCGAGUUCAAACGGUGAACAGAAGAGGGUUGUAGAAAUCGAUGGUGAAGUGUCAGAAAUCAGGCCGGUCCUGGUAUGCCCAAAUCAUGAUCAGACACAGUUUGCUAGUCACCUACCUUUAAACUAUAGAACUGAACAAGGCGAAUCACUGCAAGAGAUUUAUUGCAAAAACUACAAGAAUUCAGGAUCAUUCGAGACCAGCCCUGUCAAAAUGAAGCUAGCCGAAAUGACGGAUAAAUCUAUGGGCAUGUUGACAGGGGCAAUAAAUGAUGUUUACAGUGCUGAAUCCAAGAAUAAUAUCACUGCUGAAGUGAAACAGUGCGAGCAUUGCAAAUGCCAUAGUUCAAUAUAUUGGUAUGGAAACAAAUGUUAUUCGUGCUAUAACAACAUUGCCGACAUAGACACUGGCUUGCUUUCCGAUGAGGAAGAGAACGAGAAGGAUACCGAUCACUCGGAUAGACUCGCUUUUUUGGAAUUGAAAGAGGAGUUUCUGAAAGAUAUUCACAUUGAUAGAUCAAACUCUUCCAAUAUUGCGACACCUCGAGUCAAAAGGUCUAGGACCCCGGGUCCAUUGAAGGGAGUUAAAAAGGCAAAGAGCGUGAAAGUGGAGGACUCAGGAUCACCGUCAGAAAUCACGUCUGUUGUAGUGCAAAACCCGAGAAAUUGA
Messenger RNA from Lachancea sp. 'fantastica', 4440 nucleotides. The record is from the annotation of a GenBank genome assembly. Lineage: Eukaryota; Fungi; Ascomycota; Saccharomycetes; Saccharomycetales; Saccharomycetaceae.